This is a messenger RNA of Puntigrus tetrazona (Sumatra barb), 5827 nucleotides long. RefSeq names its product G patch domain containing 8 (gene gpatch8). Gene Ontology annotation, cellular component: nucleus. NCBI's taxonomy places the organism in Eukaryota, Metazoa, Chordata, Actinopteri, Cypriniformes, Cyprinidae. Gene Ontology annotation, molecular function: nucleic acid binding. The record is from RefSeq and is a predicted model, not a curated record.
UCAGUCAACAGAGGAACAAGUCGGAACGCAGGAGACGAGGCGAGCAGGAGAGAAAAUGGCCGACAGAUUUUCUAGAUUCAACGAAGAACGUGAUUUCCAGGGUGGAAAUCACUUUGACCAGUAUGAGGAAGGUCAGUUGGAGUUGGAACAGGCGUCUUUGGACAAGCCCAUAGAAUCGGAUAACAUUGGGCACCGGCUCCUUCAGAAACAUGGCUGGAAGUUGGGUCAAGGCCUGGGCAAAACCAUGCAGGGACGAACUGACCCUGUGCCCAUCGUCCUCAAAUAUGAUGUCAUGGGAAUGGGCCGCAUGGAAAUGGAGCUGGACUAUGCAGAAGAUGCCACAGAGAAGCGUCGGGUGUUGGAAGUGGAAAAAGAAGACACAGAGGAACAGCGGCAAAAAUACAAGGAUUAUGCGGAGAAGGAAAAAGCCAUAGCAAAAGCUUUAGAAGACCUGAGGGCCAAUUUCUACUGUGAACUGUGUGAUAAGCAAUACCAGAAACAUCAGGAGUUUGACAAUCACAUCAACUCCUAUGAUCAUGCACACAAGCAGAGACUGAAGGAGUUGAAGCAGAGAGAGUUUGCCCGCAAUGUGUCUUCUCGUUCCAGGAAGGAUGGCAAGAAACAGGAGAAGAUGUUGCGGCGGCUUCAUGAACUGGCAGAACAGAGAAAACAGCAAGACCAUGUCUCUGGUAGUGGCCCUAUGUUUAAAACUACCACAGUGGCAGUGGAUGGAGAAAAGGGUGAGGACUCUAUGGAUGGAGUGCCUAUGACAGUGGAAACCAACACGGAAGCUAUUGAAGAUAAAGGAAUCUGUAGUGUUAGUGGUCAAGGCUCCCCUAGAACAGGGCCUGCCAUCAGCUUUGGCUUUAACAAAGCUAGCUCUUCUCCUUCUGGAGGCUCACAGGCUCCCAAAGUGAGUGUCUCCUUCUCUUUUGCUAAGAAAGCACCAGUCAAGCUUGAGACGGCUGCUGCUGUGUUUGCAGACCAUGGUGAGGAGAUGGUGGAAGGAGAAGAAGGUCAGGAAGAAGGAGGAGAAAAGACUGGAGCAGAGGACAUAGGUGUGGCUUCCACCACGGAUAUCCCUCAAGCAGCAGCAGCAGCAGCAGCAGGAGGAGGAGGAGGAGAAGGAGGAGGUGGUGGUGGUGGUGGAUGUGGUGGGGGGGAGGAAGACCAGUCACAGCCAGAUGAUGGAGGUGCCCUGGCCUCUACUUUGAACAAACUGAAGAUGAUGAUGAAAAAGGAGGAAGGUUACUCUGGACAGGAACCACAGUAUUACCAUUAUGUACCACCUGCACAUUGUCGGGUCAAGCCGCAUUUCCAGUUUCUGCUUUUCAUGAAGGCUUCAGACCAGUGUGAUGGCAAGGAAGAGGAGGAAGAUGGGACAAAAGAUGAUAAAGCAGUAUCAGAUAACGACGGAGAGCAAAAGCAUAUCAAAAUCAGCAUCUGCACAUCUGAAAAAGACACUGAGAAUGAACCACCACAGGCCCAAAAUACAAAUCCCACAUCAGAUACAGUGAAGGCAGAGGAAGAAUCAGGAAUCACACCUGCAGGGCAAAGUGAUACAAUAGUGGUGGAUAGCUCAUCCCAACAAACUGAUACCAAGCAAGUAAUGUCCGAGCAUACAGACACAGGUCCCCGCAUGCCAACUGGACCCUUCUUUCCUGUGCUAAGCAAGGAUGAAAGCACCACACUGCAGUGGCCUUCUGAAUUGUUGGAGUUUACUAAGGCUCAGCCAUCCCUCUCCUACAGUUGUAAUCCUCUUUACUUUGACUUCAAACUGUCAAGAAACAAAGGAAACUGGGCAAGCAAAAACAGCAAACCUGCCAAGCCAGUUAGCGCUGAAGGACAAGAGGGGUCUAAGCCUGAAAACACAGACAAUACUCCUGCCACUAGUGGAGAGGCUUGCGCUGCUACAACGAUUGCAGGAUCCAGUACAGUUCAAAAAGAACAAUCGUCCUUGAAAGAGGAGGGUGCUGAGAGUGAGAACAAUGAGCAGAAAUUACAAAGUAAUGAAGAUGUCUCUGCAGGGUCUAAGAAAAAGAAGAAGAAGAAGAAACACAAGAAGUCAAGCAAGCGUUCCAAACGUAAAGAAAAAGCAGCCAUGGAGGGGGAGUUAGAAAAUGAGAUUCCAGGAGAGAAAACUAAAAAGAAAAAGAAACACAAAAGAAAGAAAAGCAAAAACAAACCACGUAGCACUGAUGAAAUUGAAGCCGAGGGAGGUGACAGCAAGGAAAAAGAGAAAGACAAGGAUGACAAAGAUGGAGUAGCCACUGCUCAGUCAUCGGGAGUAAGCACGUCCCAUGAAGGAGGAAAGAGAAAACGUUCCCACAAAAUCUCUCAGUGGUCUGGAGUUGAGGAAAGCAGUGCAGGAAAGCCUAGCUCUACGGAGGAACACAAUGGUACUAAACGUCUUAAACCUGACACUAACACACCUGCCGCCUCCUGCUCUGCCUCUGCCCAGAAGAGCAUAAGUGGAGGUCGACCUCCAAGUAGUGACAGUGAGGAGGAUGGUGGAUCAUCCUCUCAACGUUCUCGACCCCCUCGGCGUCGUUCUACGCCACCACGUGAGCAGCGAAGACAUCGCAGUGAUGAUUCUGGGAGAUCAGGACGUUCACGCAGUAGGUCAUCUCGCCGAGGAGAUCACAACCAUAGACGCCACAGAGGUCAAAAGUCUCGCAGUCGAUCCUACUCGAGUAGCUCUGAGCGGUCCUCAGCAGGGAGCAGUGCUUACAGUCGCCGUAGCCAUAGCUAUUCAGACAGUUACAGUGACUACAGCGAUGAAGGACGUCGCCGCAGAUCUAGAAGACCUUCCUCUGACUCGGAUUAUGAAAGGCGUGAUAGUGGGCGAUCCCACAGGCGACGUUACACCUCGUCUUCAGAGGAGGACUCCCGUUCCCGCUCCCGCUCACGCAGCCGCAGGAAGCAUCAUCGGCGGAGACACCAACGAAGCAGUAGUCGCAGCUCCAGUCGUAGUAGUAGGAGUAGCAGCGCUCGUUCUUACAGACGCAGCAGCUACAGUCGCAGUCGUAGCUCCGCUAGUCGCUCAUCUAGCUCCACAAAGGGAUCUCCACAUCGGCACGGUCACAGUCGACGAUCUGACAGCUCAACCCGGCGGAGAGAUUUCAAUCGGUCACGAAUCUACCGUUCCCAGUCUCCAAGGUCCUCUUCCCGCACACAAACUCGAAACAGUAACUCGUCAUCAGCGCAAGGAACAAGAAGUGGUGGUGGAGCUUCGUCAAAGGAGGGAGGAGGGGCAGCAGAGCAUCGAAAUUCAUUCACAGCUCGACAACUCUUGGAGAAAAUCCAGUCUAAAAAAGGAGGGGAUGAAUCUGGUACUGGCACCAAGACAGGCCUCAAAAUCAAGGACCCUCCACAGGGAUAUUUUGGGCCCAAGCUCCCCCCUGCCCUUGGAAAUAAAAGCAUGUUGCCCCUUUUUGGCAAGCUCCAAGCAGGAAAGAAGCCAUCGUUACUUCCUCUUACACGUUCAACCGAUGGCGAAAAGUCAGAGCAAGGGAAAAUUUCAGAUAGUAAUGAGGUUAUCCUGGUAGAACCCAUCCGUGAGUUUCCACCACCACCUCCUCCACCUCAACCACCAGUUCAGCAGCAGCAACAGCAGCAGCAACAACAAAAGCAGCAAUUGGAGGAGGCUGUAUCAAGUGCAGCGGUGUCCGAGGAGACCAGACAUCCACCCUCAGACCCUCCAGCCCUUCAUGACUCUCAACCACAAUAUGAACAGGAUCCAGCACUGAUGAUGUCUCAAUACCAAGGUGAACCCAGACAAGACCCCAACAAUCCCAUGCUGGAUGGACAUUUAAUGGGGCCAGAAAUGGGUCCGCAGCCUACUAUGCACGCCUACCCUGGUUACCCUCCCAACAUGGAGGAUGGGGAAAUGGGCAUGGAACCUGAAGAGGAUGGUCUUGCACCUUUAGAAAGUCAACCAAUCACCUUUACCCCAGAGGAAAUGGAGAAAUACAGCAAGUUGCAACAGGCAGCUCAACAGCACAUUCAGCAGCAAUUGUUAGCCAAGCAGGUGAAGACCUUCCCUUCAGCUGCAGCUGCUGCGGCAGCAGCUAAUUUGGCAGCAGCGGCCAAUCUUGCCCCUGCGCCUCCACCCCCACCAGCUGCACUGCAGCCUAUCCACAUUCAACAACCCUCAGUUUCUGCAGCUUCUGCUACCUCGAUUACCACAGUCCAGCACGCAAUCCUGCAGCACCAUGCUGCUGCUAUGGGCAUCCAUCCCCAUACCCCACAUCAUCCUCACCCUGCCCAUGCCCAGCUGGCCCAGGUGCACCACAUACCUCAACAUCAUCUAACCCCUAUCUCCUUGUCACCAUUGGGCCAUUCUUUGGGUCACUCACUGGGUCACUCUUUAGGACACACCGGCUUGAUUCCAGCCCACCACACUGCCUUCCUUUCAGGCCAACCUAUACAUAUUAUACCAGCUUCAGCGCUCCAUCACACCCCUCUCGCUCUACACCACGUCCCACACGCUGCCCUCUACCCAACUCUCUUUGCCCCCCGGCCAGCUACUGCUGCGGCAGCAGCUGCGCUUCAGCUACACCCACUACUUCACCCUAUCUUCUCAGGACAGGACCUUCAGCACCCUCCAAACCAUGGCUCCUGAAAAUCCGUUUUCUCUCAAAGAGAGGGCCUGGCCCAGCCUGGCCCAGCAGUGAAUAGCUAAAAAAGAUUUAGCUACCGGUUGACACGAUCUGGCGACACACUGUCCUCUACGUGCUCUGCUACAUUAGACGGACCUCAACAGGGUUAUUUAGGAGUACAUUUGAAUUGAGGACAGAAUACGAUCUUGGCUGGCAUUUGAGAUUGUAAUGGACAGAACCAGAAGCUAGGCUGGCAGGUUGAUGUAUUUAACAUCAUGUGUAUAUAUAUAUAUUCACACAAGGAGUAUGAGUUGCAAGAAUUGGUUCAUAAUCCAAGAUGUGAAUCUUAUAAUAACUAGGAAACCACUGGCAUAUUUAGUUUUCUAUGGUAUGUCAUAAAUCUUUGUUUAUUUGUCUAAAGCUCAUUGGCUGAAGCCAUAAUCAAGAUCUUUGUUGUAGGCUUUUAGCGUGCUUUGGUACAGUUGAUAUUGGGUGAUAUUGAGGGUCAUUUUUGGAGACUUGUUUUCUGUGUACUAAGCAUUCAUGAAAGUUGCAGAAUUUAUUAACUCAUUGUAUGAAUAUGCAAAUAUACACUUCAGCCUGCUAUACAAAAGCAGGGUGUGUUAAACUGAUGAUUGGUUUGCUGAAAUGUUGUAAUAUUUUAUCCUUUUCAGCUCAUAUCAAUUAUCAGAAACAGUUGUACCAUACUCUAAUCAAAAGGGUGUCACAAAACAACAUGAACAAGAUGAUUCAAAUAAAAGCCAUACUCAGCACUCAACUGUGUUAAGCUAUUUUUGCGGGUUGGUUGUAAAUCAAUAUAAAUUUUCCAAAAAUAGUGAAUGGAACAGACAUUGUACAUGUUGAUUUCAAAACUUUUAUAAUGUCACAGGCUGUUGAAACUACAUAACAGGUUACACUUUGGGAUUUGAAGGUUCCCAUUCCUUGUUAUUGAAAUUGUGAAAUCUUGCACUGAAAAAUGUACAUUUUGAGAUGCUGUUUUUGCAUCUUGUAACAACUGUAUGAUUGUAGUAUUCUGCAAUAAUUUUAUUUUCUAUUUGAUUUUAAAUUAUUUUUCAGAUUUUUUUGUUUUGUUUUGUUUUUCGAAAAUGUUUUCUUUCUGUACAAUUAGUUAAGUGUAAAUAAUGUUAACGUAGUGAAACUAUGUAAAAUAAAGGUUUGUAACACCUGUUUAAAAAUGCUAAUAAAAAAAAUUAUGAAAUGGAAAA